Salvia hispanica is the source of this 1159-nucleotide messenger RNA. RefSeq names its product SAGA-associated factor 29 homolog A-like. The record is from RefSeq and is a predicted model, not a curated record. NCBI's taxonomy places the organism in Eukaryota, Viridiplantae, Streptophyta, Magnoliopsida, Lamiales, Lamiaceae. Gene Ontology annotation, cellular component: SAGA complex.
UAAUUAAUUUAUUUUCAAAAAAGAAAAAAUUAAAAGAAAAAACACCUGAAUUUCUCGAGCAGAUGAAAACGCGGAGCUGAAAUUCUUCGGAUUGCUUGCUUUCCUCCGAAAUCCGUGGAAGCUGCUGAGUUUGCGCGAUUUCCGAGUCGGCUCAGAACGAUGUCGUCGCCGGACAUUGCCGGAAUCCUUGACAACUCGAAGGAGCUCGAUCGGUUGAGGAAAGAGCAGGAGGAGGUGCUUCUCGAGAUCAACAAGAUGCAUAAGAAGCUGAUUUCCUCACCGGAGGUGGUUGAAAAGCCGGGUGAUUCUUCACUAUCAAAGCUUAAGAUGUUAUAUAUGCAAGCCAAAGAGCUGUCAGAGAGUGAAGUGAGUAUUUCCAGUCAAUUGUUGGGACAACUGGAUGCAUUAAUGCCUUCUGGAACCCAAGGACAACAUCGCAGACGGAUAGAAGGCAGUGAGCAGAAAAAGAAGAGGGUAAAGGCUGAUUCAGAAGUCCCGAGGCUAUCUCCUUCAAUGAGAAGUCAUCUGGAGUCGUUGGCGAGUUUGAAGGGUGAACAAGUGGCAGCCAGGAUCACUCAAGAGAAUUCCGGAAAGGAUGAGUGGUUUGUGGUGAAAGUAAUCCAUUUUGACAAGGAAACAAGAGAAUUUGAGGUGCUGGACGAGGACCCCGGUGAAGAUGAAGAGAGUACUGUGCAGAGAAAAUACAAGCUGCCUAUGUCUCAUAUCAUACCUUUCCCAAAACGGAGCGAUCUGUCGAACAUCCCUGACUUUCCUACUGGUAGGCAUGUUUUAGCUGUGUAUCCAGAGACCACAGCGCUAUAUAAAGCAACUGUAUGCCAGACCCGUAAGAGGAAAAUCGACGAUUAUGUAGUGGAAUUUGACGAUGAUGAAGAGGAUGGAAAUUUACCAAAACGGUUGGUGCCAUUCUACAGGGUUGUCGCCCUUCCAGAUGGAUUUCGUCAGUGAUUAUAUGCUAAUUAUCAUUGUAAAGUGGUGUUUUCUUAGGUUGAGUGAGUGUGAGUGUGUCUACGUGUGUGAGAGAAAGAGAGAGAGGCGUUGCGCCUAAUGUAUCUAUUAUCCUAGUAGAAACUAACCUUAACUUAAAACAGGAUAAUCACACUGUAGUAUUGGUAGAGUAAUGCAAUUUAUUUUGCAGUUA